GUUCCCUCUGAACAAUAGUAAAGCCCAAGGUGCGCAUGCGCGUUGCGCUUCAAUGCGAAAACUGCGGUUUCUUGCGCCUUCAUCCCGGAAAGACUUGAAUAUCGGUAUGUCCAUGCUUCAUCUCUUUUCCUGACGAGACCUGCUAUAUUUAACGCCGAAACCCGUUUUGAGGUGUUUGUGGGUCUGUGACCGAGCAUGAUGGGUGCACUCGGGAACGGUCGACGUGGCGGUCGCUCUCCGUCUUUGCUGGUGGGGGCUCUCAUCGCCUGCGUCCUCCUGCUCGGCUUCAACUACUGGGUCUCGAACUCGAGAAACGUCGAGCUGCAGAGCAGGAUAUUGGAGAUGGAGGACCACAUGAGGCAGCUGGCUGCAGACAGAGACCGAGAGCAGCAGAGCAAGCUGAAGGCCGAGGAGGAGACGCGCAGACAGAACGAGCAGCUGGAGUUAAUGGAGGAAACACACCAGAGACAGCAGGAGAACGCUCUCAUCACCUGGAAACACGAAAGAGAGAAUCUGAAGCUCAACAUUUCCUCCAGUGCUAAAACAAUGCAAGACAUGAAGAAUCGAAUGAAGUCAUUAAUGGAGAAUGUCAAUAAAAUGCAGAGCGAGCUGAAAUCCUGUCAAAGUAACAUGGACACAAUCAGUAAGAAAGCCACCAGUGAAAUGACUCAGUGUAACAAACAAAUUGAGGCCGUGAAAGAGGAAUGCAAUGCAAAAAUCGCAGCUGCCAAACUGGAAAAGCAAAAAACAUCUGAAAAAAAUGCUCCACAGAAUGCUGAUGGUUCCAUGCAGAAAGUCUCUGUUUCGAAAGCCAAAUUUGAUGUUCCUGCUACAAAUCAUUCAGAUAAGAAUGCGGCAGAACCUCCAAAAGGCAAACCAGAUGUGGAUUCACAGUCUAUAAAGGAUGCUCACAUCCAAACCAAUGAGUUAGUUGUGGAAAAGUAUGAGGAAGACUCGCCCAUCCCCACCUCCAAACUAGCCAAUAAGAAUGAGACUCUUAACAAACCAGCCAGGGAAGAAGUUCCAGAAGUAGAGGUGGGCGUCAAAGCACCGGCUUCAAGGGAUGCAGAUGCUGUAAUGGAUGACGCAGAGAUUUUAGACCCAAAGGAAGAUGACAUGGGGAUUGGAGACGAGAAAGAGGAAGAUGCCAAAAUCGAGGACAGGAAAGAGGAAGACGCAGCAAUUGAUAACGAAGAUGUCAUUAUGUACGACAAUGAGGGCGAGAUAGAAAAACAGCUCUCCAGGAUUAAAGAUGAAAAUCAAGGUGCUGGUCAAGAUCUAGAGGAUGAUGUGGCAAAUUAUAACGGUGAUGAUGACAACCAACCGGAGUCUGAGGAUGGGAAACAGGCAGAGCUUGCAGACAUGUAGUUCCUGAUCACAUGAUGAGCCUGCUGACAGUAGCCAUCCCUCCAGCUAAAGACUGUCACAGACUCUCAUUAGUGACUGUUCUGAACCUCUCAACGGUUGGAGAGGACACCUGCUGUAAAGAAUGAUUUGUGCUGGGUGAAUACUGCACUACUGUGUAAUGAAGGAUAUGAGUUCAAAUCUCAUCCGUCUUACCAGGACAGGCAUGGUGAAAACGUUCUUCUUCUAGUACUGAUUUUAGGUUAAACUUGAAUGUAACUACUACUCUUCUGACAUCGAGCCUUUAAAUGAAUACAUCUUGGUGAAUCUUCCCUCUUAAAUAAGAUGCUUUGUUUUUUUUUAACAAAAGCAACAGCUGUUUUGUUACAAAAGCUACUUUAUCUUGUCUUCACGGUUUGUUCUGUUUUGAUGUCUAAACAUUUUAGCUGCUGAAAAAUGCAUAGGAAUAUUAGAUGUUUAGACUGAAAAAACACUUAUCACUCAUUUAACAGUGCAAUCCAGUCUUUUAUUUGCUGUAAAAAUGUAC
Messenger RNA from Sinocyclocheilus grahami, 1891 nucleotides. RefSeq names its product Golgi membrane protein 1-like. Lineage: Eukaryota; Metazoa; Chordata; Actinopteri; Cypriniformes; Cyprinidae. The transcript has 10 exons. The record is from RefSeq and is a predicted model, not a curated record. Bases 196 to 1368 code for a protein of 390 amino acids. Gene Ontology annotation, cellular component: Golgi apparatus.